Grammomys surdaster is the source of this 6853-nucleotide messenger RNA. RefSeq names its product phosphatidylinositol transfer protein membrane associated 2 (gene Pitpnm2). Bases 287 to 4285 code for a protein of 1332 amino acids. The transcript is spliced from 26 exons. The record is from RefSeq and is a predicted model, not a curated record. Lineage: Eukaryota; Metazoa; Chordata; Mammalia; Rodentia; Muridae. Gene Ontology annotation, biological process: phospholipid transport. Gene Ontology annotation, molecular function: metal ion binding; phosphatidylcholine binding; phosphatidylcholine intramembrane carrier activity. Gene Ontology annotation, cellular component: cytoplasm.
CUACCCACUCGUAGCUACUUCCAGCCGGGGCCAGCUUGAGGCACGCGGACGUCUGGGCAAGGGAGCUACUUGGCACCCCAUCAAGCCGGAUGCUGGCACGCGUGUCCUGGUUCCUGACUCCCUUCUGUGGACACACUGCUCAUUCCUCCUAUGGUGGAGACAUUGACAGAGCUGCUUACAUCUACAGGGUCUUCAUUGAAUUCUGUCAUGGUUAUUUAAGGAAUCUUGCCUAGAAAGUCCCCACAAGCACUCAGUUCCCUGCCGCCCGGAAGGCGUGGACUCCAAGAUGAUCAUAAAGGAAUACCGGAUUCCCCUGCCAAUGACCGUGGAGGAAUACCGCAUCGCCCAGCUGUACAUGAUACAGAAGAAGAGCAGAAAUGAGACCUACGGACAAGGCAGCGGAGUGGAGAUCCUGGAGAACCGGCCCUACACAGAUGGUCCUGGAGGCUCUGGGCAGUACACCCACAAGGUGUAUCAUGUGGGCAUGCACAUUCCGGGCUGGUUUCGCUCCAUCUUGCCCAAGGCAGCUUUGCGGGUGGUGGAGGAGUCCUGGAAUGCCUACCCUUAUACCCGAACAAGGUUCACCUGCCCCUUUGUGGAGAAGUUCUCCAUUGACAUUGAAACCUUUUAUAAGACAGACACUGGGGAAAACAAUAAUGUGUUCAACCUGUCUCCCGUGGAAAAGAACCAGCUGGUAACAGACAUCAUCGACAUCGUCAAGGACCCUGUGCCCCCCAGUGAAUAUAAGGCAGAGGAAGACCCCAAGCUAUUCCAGUCAGCCAAGACUCGUCGGGGACCGCUUUCUGAAAACUGGAUUCAGGAGUACAAGAAGCGGCUCCUCCCCAUCAUGUGCGCCUACAAGCUCUGCAAGGUGGAAUUCCGAUACUGGGGCAUGCAGUCCAAAAUUGAGAGGUUCAUCCAUGACACAGGCCUGCGGCGGGUGAUGGUGAGGGCCCACCGGCAGGCCUGGUGCUGGCAGGACGAAUGGUAUGGGCUGACCAUGGAGAAAAUCCGAGAGCUGGAGAGGGAGGUGCAGCUCAUGCUGUCCCGCAAAAUGGCCCAGUUUUCGGAGACAGGACCCUCAGAACUAACCAGUGACGGUACUGUCAAGGACCAGGUAUCUGGAGCAACCUCUGAACCCAGCAACAACAAUGGGGAGCCUCUGGGGCGGGGCCUGAAGAAGCAGUGGUCCACCUCCUCCAAGUCCUCAAGGUCCUCCAAGCGGGGAGCCAGCCCCUCCCGACAUAGCAUCUCUGAGUGGAGGAUGCAGAGUAUCGCCAGAGACUCUGACGAAGGCUCCGAGGAGGAGUUCUUCGAUGCACAAGAGAACCUGCAGCACAAGGAGGAAAAGCAUGCCAAGGACAUCACCAAGUGGAACUCAAAUGACCUCAUGGACAAAAUGGAGAAUCCAGAGCCUGAGGAAUCACAGGAUGGACUCUACCACCAGAGCGACUCCAGGGUAGCCUCCAGUGUGGAGCAGCUGAACAUGGAGGAUGAGGUGAGCCAGCCACUAGCCGAGGCACCCUCCAAGAUUCACGUGCUGCUGCUGGUGCUGCACGGAGGCACCAUCCUGGACACUGGAGCGGGGGACCCCAGCUCCAAGCAGGGUGACACCAAUACUAUCACCAACGUGUUCGACACCGUCAUGCGGGUGCACUACCCCAGUGCCCUAGGCCACCUAGCCAUCCGCCUGGUGCCCUGCCCACCCGUCUGUGCCGAUGCCUUCGCCCUCGUCUCCAACCUCAGUCCCUAUGGCCAUGAUGAGGGCUGUCUGUCUAGCAGCCAGGACCACAUCCCCCUGGCUGCCCUGCCCCUGUUGGCCACUUCCUCACCCCAGUACCAGGAGGCAGUUGCUACAGUGAUUCAGCGGGCCAACCUGGCCUAUGGAGACUUUAUCAAGUCCCAGGAAGGUGUGACCUUCAACGGACAGGUCUGCCUGAUUGGAGACUGUGUUGGGGGCAUCCUGGCAUUUGAUGCCUUAUGCUACAGUGGCCAGCCGGUGUCUGAGAGCCAAAGCAGUAGUCGCCGGGGCAGUGUGGUCAGCAUGCAGGACGCUGACCUGCUGUCCCCGGGCAUCCUGGUGAAUGCAGCACACUGCUCCAGUGGUAGUGGCGGUGGCAGUGGUGGAGGCUCCAGCCUGGAGAGCAGUCGGCACCUGAGCCGCAGCAACGUUGACAUCCCCCGAAGCAACGGUACCGAGGACUCCAGAAGGCAGCUGCCCCGCAAAAGGAGUGAUUCAUCCACCUAUGAGCUGGACACCAUCCAGCAACACCAGGCCUUCCUAUCCAGCCUCCAUGCCAGCGUGCUGAGGAAUGAGCCCAGCUCCCGCCGCUCAAGCAGUUCCACGAUGCUGGACAGUGCCGUGGCCCUGGGCAAGUUUGACUUCGAGAUCGCCGACCUCUUCCUCUUCGGGUGCCCACUGGGGCUAGUCCUAGCCUUGAGGAAAACAGUCAUCCCCUCCCUGGAUGUUUUCCAACUGCGGCCAGCAUGUCAGCAAGUGUACAACCUCUUCCACCCUGCGGACCCUUCAGCCUCCCGCCUGGAACCGCUGCUGGAGCGGCGUUUCCACGCCCUGCCACCCUUCAACAUCCCUCGAUACCAGCGCUACCCUCUGGGGGAUGGCUGCUCCACACUGCUGGCGGAUGUGCUCCAGACCCACAACACAGUCUUCCAAGAGCAUGCAGCCCCCUCGUCACCCGGCACAGCCCCUGCUAGCCGCGGCUUCCGCAGAGCCAGUGAGAUCAGCAUUGCCAGUCAGGUGUCAGGGAUGGCUGAGAGCUACACAGCAUCCAACAUUGCCCAGAAGGGUCCCUCGUCGCUCAACCACACCCCCAGCAUCAGGCGCCUAUCCUUGCUCGCCCUGCCCCCCCCAUCCCCUACCACCCAGGGUCCCCGUGCCAGGGCAAGGCAGGUGAGCCCCAACCUGGAGAGGGCCCCCUGCCUCCCUGACUUGGACAUCGGAGAAGUUGCCGCCAAGUGGUGGGGCCAGAAGCGGAUUGACUACGCCCUGUACUGCCCCGACGCCCUCACAGCCUUCCCCACAGUGGCCCUGCCCCACCUCUUCCACGCCAGCUACUGGGAGUCAACCGAUGUGGUCUCCUUUCUGCUGAGACAGGUCAUGCGGCAUGACAGCUCCAGCAUCCUAGAGCUGGACGGCAAGGAGGUGUCCGUGUUCACGCCUUCGCAGCCCAGGGAGAAGUGGCAGCGCAGGAGGACACAUGUGAAGCUGCGGAACGUGGCAGCCAACCACCGGAUCAAUGAUGCAGUCGCCAAUGAGGAUGGCCCGCAGGUUGUGACAGGCCGGUUCAUGUACGGGCCCUUGGACAUGGUCACCCUGACAGGGGAAAAGGUGGAUGUGCACAUCAUGACACAGCCGCCCUCAGGUGAGUGGCUGUACCUAGACACUCUCGUGACCAACAGCAGUGGGCGUGUCUCCUACACCAUCCCUGAAACACACCGCCUGGGGGUGGGCGUCUACCCUAUCAAGAUGGUGGUCAGGGGAGACCACACGUUUGCCGACAGCUACAUCACUGUGCUCCCCAAGGGCACAGAGUUUGUGGUCUUCAGUAUCGAUGGCUCCUUUGCCGCCAGUGUGUCCAUCAUGGGCAGCGACCCCAAGGUGCGCGCCGGGGCUGUGGACGUGGUGCGACACUGGCAGGACCUGGGCUACCUCAUCAUCUACGUGACCGGCCGGCCCGACAUGCAGAAGCAGCGGGUGGUGGCGUGGCUCGCUCAGCACAACUUCCCGCACGGUGUGGUGUCCUUCUGUGACGGCCUGGUGCACGACCCACUGCGUCACAAGGCUAACUUUCUGAAGCUGCUCAUCUCUGAGCUGCACCUGCGUGCACAUGCGGCCUACGGCUCCACCAAGGAUGUGGCGGUCUACAACUCCAUCAGCCUGUCUCCCAUGCACAUCUACAUUGUGGGCCGCCCCACCAAGAAGCUGCAGCAGCAGUGCCAGUUCAUCACAGAUGGCUACGCGGCCCACCUGGCCCAGCUCAAGUACAAUCACCGGGCUCGUCCAGCCCGGAACACGACCACACGCAUGGCCUUGCGCAAGGGAAGCUUCGGCCUACCCGGCCAGGGUGACUUCCUCCGGUCCCGGAAUCACCUGCUCCGCACCAUCUCGGCUCAGCCUGGUGGGCCUAGCCAUCGGCAUGAUCGGACACAGACCCAGAUGGACAGCGAGCAGCGGGGCCAGCGCAGCAUGAGUGUGGCGGCCAGCUGCUGGGGCCGCGCCAUGACGGGCCGGCUUGAACCAGGGGCAGCCACUGGACCCAAGUAGGACACCCUCAGGAGGCGCUGUGGUCUCCAUGGUGCUAGGCCAGGGCACCGGCCCUCCUGGGAGGCCUGGCCUGGGCACACGUAGCUGUCUGGGGACAAGCACAGACAUGACCUGAGAGCUUGACCCAGGGCUCCUUGGAAGACAGGGCCAUGCCAACACAGUCCUCCCAGCCUCGCCUGAUGCCCUAGGCUCUGAGGAGCCCAGCUGGUCCUGGAAACUGGCAGGAUGUCCAGCCCAUGGUGGAAGAGGAGCCAGGAUUGGCCGCUUAGCCCAGCCUGGGAGGCAUUCCUGGACAUCUUGCUCUGUGUUGAUCUCUCAGCCUCCUGGUGCCAGGCACAGGUCUCCGCCUUGCCUGCCACCUCCCUGUCCGCUGGCGCCCCUUCCCAAUGGGGUCCAGCCUGCUUCUUGUUGACUCCAGUUCUCAACUGUCUAACCUCACUGGUUUUGCACUGGUUUUUGAGAGUGGAGACCCGUUAUCAUCUCCUGGCUCCUGACAUGUUGACAUGCAUGAAAAUCCAGUCUCUGCUGAUCCAGGGCCUGUCACCACACAGAAUAUUCCAGUGUGGGAAAUCUUCACGCAAGCAGGGGAGAAAGGCCAUAUCUUAAGUUCUGCUGCCUGCCCGGCCUGUCGACACCACGGCAGCCCAAUGGCAGUCCCAGACUGCUACCCACCCGUCCACCUGCCCCACUCGAGCUCAGUGCAGUCCCAGAACUGAUGUCACUCCGGGCCCUGAGCACAGCAGAGGUGUGAGGCUAGCAAAGUGCACAGCUGGCUCUUGGUACCCCACCUUGGGCGGCUGGACCUGGAGAAGUCUGGCCUCCACCUCCACUCCUCGCCUGCCAUGGGCUGGGGCCCCGUGCCAUGGCUGCUGCCCACCGCGUUUCUACGCCUUUCUACUUCUCCAUCUGGUUUCUAUAAGGUUUUUUUAACAGGCAAUCCUCGGCUGCUUCCUUUUCUUAACUCAGUGUCAGCGCAGCCUGCUACAUUAGGAACACCCAGCACUGUGACAGGGUCCCACUCAGUCUGGCCUGUGGGCCCUGCACCUGGCCCGCUUGGCAAGGUGUGGGCUUCUCACCUCACCUGACCCACAAUUCCACUGACUUCCUACUCUGGGGUGGGCGGGGCUCUUAGGUCUUUUAAUGCCAUUCCGUUUAACGUUGACUCCAAGCUGCGGGCUCACUUGUCAGCUUAAGGGCAUACAGCCAUCUUAGAUCUCCCCAAACAAGGACAGGCCUCCUACACACUGGGUCUGAGCCCUGCCUUCCACGCAGCACUGACCACAAUUCUCCUGCACCUUCCCUGCGUUGGCUAAGCCCACAUAGCUCAGGCCCACUGUCCAGCGAUGGGGCCCUGUGCCUGAGUAGCUGCCAGGCUGGACUCAGACACAGGGCCACGUGGCUGGGCCCAGCAGGUGUAUAGGAGACACUGACCUUGCUGUGUAGAUAUGUACAGCACAGGGUUGGGGGACUCCCGCCAUGGCGGGUCUACACAGGAAGAAAGCUAUUUAUUUUGUGCAGAGGGAAAAAAAAAUGUCUGGAGGGGUGAAACCUUCAGGGUCUUCUCAUAAGGUGUAGCUGUGUCGUCUCCAGCGCUCUGUAUAAAGCAGUGGUUGUUUUAUGGACCAAGAUUCCAUGAACUGUCACAGUACAAGUGCAAUAUCUGCCCCCCCCACUCCCCACCCCCACAGGAAGCUGCUGGCCUGACAAUCACUGCCCCACUGGGGGCCCAGGGGCCAGGGCCUCCUCCCUCAGCCACACCCGUCUUGCCUCAGCCUAGGUGACCAGCCAUUGGGAGAAGCACUUGGAAGCCUCAGACUACCUGCAAUAAAGGCAGGGAAGGCCUGGGGUCAGUGGGCUUGGUCUCUCCCCUGGGCAGCCCUCUGUGGCUCUGAAUGCCCAUGCCUGCCCAGCCGCCAGCCAUGCCAAGGACAACAGCAAUAGUCCCCUGGGCUCUCCCAGGGCCCUCAGCCAUAGAUGGUGAGACGGGCAGCCUCCCUCCAGAAUCUCACUCGAGUCUGCUUUUUGCCUCCCUUAAGAUUUCCUUUGGCUCAUUCUCUUGAGGAAGCCCCACUUUUACAGAAAGUAAGAGAGGAAGGUCAAAGUCCUUUAAAAAUACCAAAAAAAUGUUUACAGUGUCAGGUGCUGAGCUGCAGGGCUCAGGCCUGGCCAUUCGUAACCAAAGGGUGAGGCAGACCUUGCUGACUGCCACCCACCCCAGGCCUGUUAGAAUAGAAGCCUUAGUCAGUCCCUCCCCGUCCCCAGUCCCCAGGACUGAGCCUCGAUGCCACCCAUCACCAACCACCUGCCUUCUCUUUGAUUUCUAAAGAAGGAUUCAGCAAAGCUCCCCCAUCCCUUUCCCGGCUCUGUGUGAGCUACCCACCACCCUACCCUGUUUCACCGUCACAUCUCAGACCCCUCCCAUCUGUCCUUGUACAUCUGUUUCUCUGGACCACUGUGUAAAUUGUGUCCUAACCCCACCCCAUGCUGUCCCUGCAUCGUCUGGCCUGAGUGUGCUCUCUGUAUACCAUGUCACAGUCUGUUACACCAAUUAAAGAAGCAGGAGGCUUC